AUGCAUCCAUUACGCGCAGAGUUAGAGCUUGCCCAUUUUGGGCGGGCACAUUUUCUCUCCUGUUCUGCAAAAACUCGCCGGAUACGCUCUGUCCCAUUCUUACUUUUUAUCGAUGAAUUCGGGGCCCAUCGAAAUAUGUAUCGAGCAUUAAAAGCAUUUUACUUGAUUCCUGCUGGCCUCUCAUAUUCUGCACGUCGGCAAGUAGGAAAUCUGUUUACGCUAACACUUGGCCCGCAUGGUGCCGCUGUCGAAGAUGUGAUUGCCUCAUUUCAGGGGAGCUUCAAAGAUCUUAUUAGCGCUUUUAUUAUGGCAUUUACUGGUGAUAUGCCCCAGCAAGCAAAAAACAGUGGGGCAUUAAACCAUAAUGCAAGAUUUGGUUGCCGAUUUUGUUAUUGUUCAAAAGAGCAACGAGCUGACUUAACUUUUGAUACUGUUCUGAAGGGGCGAUAUCAUUUUGAUACAAUUCAAAAGCUUGCUGAAGGACAUCGAUAUUCAACAAAAACAGAGCGUCAAGAGUUUUUUACUAAAUAUGGACUAACAGGUCAACAGAUCCCUCUUCGAGAAUUAAAUCCUACCUUAGAUGUAGUUCUCAGUCGUCCGCAUGAUGUACCUCAUUCUGAAUGGAAGGGCCUCGGCAUUUAUACAGCCAUAUAA
Molecule: messenger RNA, 654 nt
Organism: Aspergillus caelatus
Lineage: Eukaryota; Fungi; Ascomycota; Eurotiomycetes; Eurotiales; Aspergillaceae
Exons: 3
Coding region: 1-654 (217 amino acids)
Source: RefSeq, a predicted model, not a curated record